CCCUGUAUCAUCACUGCGGUUGCGAUUGAUACUACUUCGCUCACUUAUAUCCCUCUUUGCUAAACGGCGUCUUUGGGUCCUCACGAGUCGUUUUAGCGGCAUUGUGCUUUGGCGUUCGGUGGUUAUCAUGAUUUUCAUUCUGUUAAGAGCUGGCCGACCUAGGACUAGUCGCAUCUGCGUACGCAUCCAGCUCUGUCCGAUGGUUGUAUGCUGGGCUUCUUUUCCAUGUUGUCUUUCUUCACUCUGUUUGUUAUGCUGGCAUUUACAUGCGCAUUUGUUGCUCUGUCAUAUUUCUCCUGUAUACCUUUCUCAUUUCCCCUUUUUUGUUCGCUCUUUUCUCCCGCAGAACUUCUUCCAAGCGCUCCACUCAUUGCGCUUAUCAUAUUUUAUGAUAGAACACGCUGUCCGACGAAUCAUGGACCGUCUUCUUUCCAACGAAACGAGGGUGUGAUAUGUAUGAAGGUUCGAGGCGCAAGGAGGCGCUUCGCAUUUGAGAACGAUAUUUAUGUUGAGGGUAGCCCUCAUCUCGCAUUGGUUAUGAAUAUAGAGGCAUAAUAUUGAAUUCAGAUCUGUACAAUUUAUAGACCAUGUUGAUUGGUUAUGACUAAGCCACCUGGGCAUCACAUGUGCACCUCCAUCUUAUCAGUUGUGCUCUAUCAAGGCUCAAACUACUUCCUCUUCCC
This is a messenger RNA of Aspergillus alliaceus, 683 nucleotides long. RefSeq lists its product as uncharacterized. The transcript has a single exon. Bases 208 to 555 code for a protein of 115 amino acids. Lineage: Eukaryota; Fungi; Ascomycota; Eurotiomycetes; Eurotiales; Aspergillaceae. The record is from RefSeq and is a predicted model, not a curated record.